Molecule: messenger RNA, 594 nt
Organism: Enterobius vermicularis (human pinworm)
Lineage: Eukaryota; Metazoa; Nematoda; Chromadorea; Rhabditida; Oxyuridae
Source: the annotation of a GenBank genome assembly
AUGGCACCUACUGAAAGGAAGUCUAAAUAUAACGUUGUUUUUGUGCUGGGACCUCCAGGAUGCGGUAAAGGAACACAGUGCGCUAAAAUCCAAAAGAAUCUUGGCUUCGUACAUUUAAGUGCUGGUGAUCUUUUGCGAGCGGAACGGGCACGUAAGGGAUCACAGUACGGGGAGCUGAUUGAAGGUCACAUUCGGAAUGGUACCAUAGUACCCGUAGAGAUUACAUGUAGCCUUCUGGAAAAUGCCAUGAUUGCUGCUCCAGAAGCGAAAGGUUUUUUGGUUGAUGGCUUUCCCAGAAAUCAGGACAAUCUUGACGGGUGGCAACGUCAAAUGGGCGAAAAAACGAAUGUACCCUUCUUGCUGUACAUAUCGUGCCCAGAAGAUGUAUGUAUAAAACGAUGCCUAAGCCGGGGACAGGGAAGGUCCGAUGAUAACGAGGAAUCCCUACGUAAACGGAUCAAAACAUACCACGAUCAGACAUUCCCUAUAAUCCAACACUACACUGAUUUGGCGCUGGUUAAAGAAGUUGAAGGGCUCAAAUCACCAGAAGAGGUACGUGAGGUUCUGAGUAAACUAUCAAAAGACUACAGCUAA